AUGUCUUUCGGGAAGGCAACUUCGGGAGACUAUCCACAAAGGACUGAACAAGAAAAGUUUUCAUACAUCCGCCAUCCGCUACUCGUAUCUGGUCGCACCCCGAAUGAGGAGGCCCACGUUUGUUGCUCGUUCCGCCUGCUUGCGUGCUUGGAGAGGAUAAAGGUGGUUCGACUCUUCAUAACUAAUCUUCUUUCUCUAAAGGCCGCUUCCCGGAAGGAAAGGAGUGGAGCAACAAGCACCCUUUCUCCACGUGCUAGGACUGAUUCUCGUGUCAAUUCAAUAAGGUCUGAGGAUGAGACAGGAUUGAAGCACCUUUCCCACAGCUCAUGGGCCGCGGGAAGUGGAAGUAGAAUGGCUUGGCUCAAAGCGAAUGGUCAAGGUCAAAGGAUUAAAAGGAUGGGAGUGAAGAUAGGCUUCGUCAUUAGUAGUGGGGAAGCUGGCCAAUUCACAAUGUGA
This is a messenger RNA of Striga asiatica, 456 nucleotides long. Lineage: Eukaryota; Viridiplantae; Streptophyta; Magnoliopsida; Lamiales; Orobanchaceae. The record is from the annotation of a GenBank genome assembly.